Messenger RNA from Malania oleifera, 381 nucleotides. RefSeq names its product 17.9 kDa class II heat shock protein-like. The transcript is spliced from 2 exons. NCBI's taxonomy places the organism in Eukaryota, Viridiplantae, Streptophyta, Magnoliopsida, Santalales, Ximeniaceae. The coding region runs from base 1 to 381 and encodes 126 amino acids. The record is from RefSeq and is a predicted model, not a curated record.
AUGCGGGAGAGUGAAGCCGCACGAGAGAAGGAGAUGACAGCGGAGGUUCGGCCUUGGGGGAAUCUCCAACCUCUAGCAGAGGCACGCGCAAGGCACAUUCUGGACGCCGCCGACGAGGCCGACAAGUUCUUCAACUCCCCCAGCCGGAAGUACGUCAGGGACGCGAAGGCGAUGGUGGCGACGUCGGCGAACGUCAAGGAGUACCCGAACUCGUACGUUGCCGCCGCUCUUCGACGUCGUCUUCCUGAGAACCCCGCUCGUCGACCCCGAAAACGACGUCGGGUUCUGCUGAGGGUAAGAACUCGAAAUCAGCCCCACGUUGAAGACCUCCUCACUCAAUAUCUCUCAGUUGGAGGAGGAGGGGGAGGAGGAGGGGUUUAA